CCUCGGUACGUGUGCUGCUUCUUCUGCGUCGCUCGACCGACCUGUCGGUGUGUUUUCGUUGUGGGCCUCUCGACGGCGGCGGGGGCAGCGGCAGGCGCAGCAACGGCUGCGGCGUCCCGCCCCGCCCCCUCGCCGUGUGGCGCGUCCUGACGCCGUUCCACGUCGCAGUCGAGUCCACGCACGGACCAGCGAGCUGCGUAUGUCUGCGUGUCUCUGGCUAGGCUAGUUGAGGGAGUGAUGGCGGCGCCCGUCCUGAGAGUGUCCACCCCGCGGUGGGAAAGAAUAGCCCGGCUCCUCGUGUGCCUGCUGGGCAUCCUAUUGUCUGUUUAUGCGUUUCACGUCGAGAGGGAAAAGGCUCGGGAUCCGACUUACAAGGCUCUGUGCGACGUCAGCAGCUCCAUCAGCUGCUCCAAAGUGUUCAGCUCAAGGUGGGGUCGAGGAUUUGGACUCCUUGGCUCCAUUUUUGGAAAUGACAGCGCACUGAACCAACCAAACAGUAUCUAUGGAAUUGUUUUUUAUGUUUUCCAACUCCUACUAGGAAUGACUGUGAGUGCAAUGGCUGCCCUCAUUCUCAUGACGACAUCCAUUUUGUCUGUAAUGGGCUCGCUGUACCUGGGCUACAUCCUCUACUUCGUCCUAAAGGACUUGUGCAUCAUCUGCAUUACCACGUACGCGCUGAACUUCAUUCUCUUUACCCUCAACUACAAACGACUGGUAUACUUGAACGAGGCUUGGAAGCAGCAGCUCCAGGCCAAGCAGGACUAAAGCUGUCCACGCACAGCUAGAAAAUGUGCCGCAAAAAAAAAAGAAAAAAAAGAAAGAAAUGUGACUGACUGAACAUUUGACUUGCCACCAGGAGACCUUGCUUCCCAACAAUGUUUAUUCUGCUGUGUGUUCUCAAAAAACAAAAUGAAGAAAUCUAAUCUACAUGUCAGGCCUGAAUCCUCUUGAUUGCGGAAGGGUUCAGAAGCGAGAGGUUUUAUGUUCAAGUGGUUCUAAGUUGUUUAACAUUUUAGUCACGUCAAGAACAAGUCAUGGGCCUGAGCGGGAAAGGUAUAUGCCCACAACCGCGUGGCUUGCCGCUGGGUGGUUCUCCAGUUCUCAAACAAGAAGGAUCUCAGAGGAGACAAGGAGACUCAUCAUAGCGCAGCAGAUGCACUAAAAAGUAAGAUGGUGGAGUUUAAAGUCACCGCAAAGUACAGUCAAGAGCUUGCUGAUGUCUGAAAUGUCAAGUUUGGAGGGAAUGAAACAAUAAUGGAGAAUUGUUUUUUUUUCCUUCAUGUUUACACUUUGUAGUAUGCUUUUUAUUUUCUUCAAGAGGACCACUAAAAACAAAUGUGUGUAGAGGGAGUCAGUUUGUUUUCCUAUUCUGUACAUAGCUGCUGAGCAAUAUUUCAAGCGAGAUUGGUUGAUCUAAACGGAAAAACAAAAUGUCGGAGACAAAAGGGUGAGGAAAGACACGGUCGGCUGUGAAGCCACAAAAACAAAAUGGUUCCCUUCACCAAGCUUGCAACAAAGUACUACCAUCACCUCUGUUGUUGUGUGUUCAACAUGCAAACGUGCCUGAAGCAUUAAUUCGAUUAAAUUUGAAAGUAAGGUUUCAUUUGACCGCCACUUUUGCUUGUUGAUUUUCCUAUCAAAGGUCCAGAGGCUUUAUUAUUAUUAUUAUUAUUAUUUUUGGAACACGGUUUUUGUAAUUUAACAUACCAGUUGAGUGUUAGUCCCUCCUUAAAUCUCACACAGUAGCAGAGGCUGCUACACUGUGAUAGCUAGCGUCAGUGUCCAUUGAACAAGUAAUGGUGAUGCUGACCAGCUGAGUUACAGUUCAUUUGAUGGACAGAACUUGCCGGGAAUGUUCUUUUGACAUUUAAAAAAAAAAAAAAAAAAAAAAAAAAAAAACAGAAGCAAAACCAGUCGUUUGGGACUCCUCAAAAUAGCAACGUCAAGCCAUACAAGAAUGAGUGGGUGCUUGGAAGAUCAACAGCGGAAUACUUCCCAGAGAGCUGGAUCGUAGCGCGAGUAAUCCAUUGACACGAGUAGAAAGGUUGUUUCCGUUCUAAGAAGUGUUAGGGCCACAAAAGGAGAGAAAAUCAUUUUGGAAUGAGAAUAAAUAGUUGCAAGUCGUAAUUUUGUGAGGAAAAAGUCAUUGAUAGAAUGAAGCAGCGUGAAGCACACUGAACUAGUGGUUAGCACACUUGCCUCGCUGUUCUCAGCUGAUAUCGUAGCUUUGGCCUUACUCUGUGGAGUUUGAAUGUUUCCCUGCGCUUACGUGGGUUUUCUUUAGGUACUAGGGCUCCCUUUCACGUUCCAAAAAUAUGGAAUGAGUCAUUGAAGAAUAAAUUAUGUGCCCUACAAUUGGUUGAUAAUUACUUUUUUUUUCUAACCCAUCAUAUGACUUUUUCAUAACUGAAUAUUGGGUCACAAAAGUUCCUCCUCCUAUUCCCUCGUGUAUGACAUUUCCCAUGCCAUUACGACUUUAUUCUCAUAACAUGACUACUCUCUUUGUUUUCUUUCUAGUGUGGCCUUAAUAUUCCUUGUACACUUCCUUUCACGAGCCUCGCUUAAAAUCAUCCUGUCGACCACCGGACAAUUUUAACACUACAAUUAUGUCAGUGUGAUCCAUUUAAAACUCUUUUGGAGUCAGUGGCCUGAAAAAGAAUUUUAAGCGAGCUCUGAGCAUUUUUUUUUUUCCACUAGAGGUUGGGCUGUUUUUAAAUAUGGGGAUGGCAAUGGUGAGAAAAUUCAAUCCAGUAACGUGCUUCCUGUAAUAAUUUAAGUAGAUUGAUUGGACUGCAAUUUCCCUGCCCUGUGGUGUGGUCCAAAAUGUUGGUCUGGUACUGGUAAAUGCACAACAUACCAUCAACCUCUUCCCCUGUCCUGCAACAGAAUGUCAUUUUUAUGGGAAAAAAAAAGAUAAGCAGUUAUACUGUACCUCGAUUCUAGACAAACUGGGCUUUCCCAUUCACUGAAGGAAAGUUUACUUGGAAGCAAGUAAUGUCAUGUUUUGGAGAUCACUUGGUGUUUGAGUGGCUAGCACUCCCCAUAGCAUGCAAUUUGUAUAUGACAUGCCCAUUAGAAUUAUCCUCCUCACAUGGUAUAUUUUGUCAGUGUGAGAUCACUCGUACAGUCCCCCCCCCCCCCAAUAAAAUUGUCUAUUGGUUAAAACUGCUAACUAUUGAUGACCGUCUACAUGUAGCUGACGACCUUACCCACAAUCCUAUGCCUCAUUUCAGUUGGAGUGAAGAAGCUAUUGCAUGUUACUUUACCACAGAUUCAAAUGUAUCUAUCUGGCUGUUACCUGAUUUUUUUUUUUUUUAAUGAUUUAAUGUAAAAAGAAAAAAGAUCAAUGCUUACCAAUAAUUCAUGUUUGUGCAAUGUUGAGUGAGGCCCUGAGCAUAACUGCCAUGUUAGUUACAUCACCAAUGCCAACUUCAGUGCCUUCUGUUUGAUCACCAGGCCUUGAGCCAAAGAUGGGGCAAGUGAUAGCCUUUCAAAUUACCAGUGGAAAAGGCACUUUUGUUUGCUUCCCUUACAUUAGAAAUGGAGAAAUUAGCAAAUUUGCCCCCAAAUGAAAUGCCCUGACGCCCAUCCCUUAAAUUACACCUUUAAAUGUUCUUAUGUUGUCUAGUUAUAGGACAUGUAUGUUAACAAGGGAUCCACUGUUUCAUGAAAAGGAUUGUACUAUUCUUCAUCUUGAAUUAUGCCCUUUAGCUGUAAGGACUGUUAACAUUCAGACAGUUAUUUUAGUAAUAAAAAAAAACUUGAGGGGUGGAUUGCUGGGAAUCUGUGUCAGCAAGUGUUUUUUUUUUUUUUUUUUGUGGAGGAGAACUCACUGGGUUUGCUUCUGUAUUGCCAAAUGUGUUUAAAAACACAAUUUUCUUACUUGGAAAAGUGUUACAACCAAUUGCAGGAGGGGUGCAUUAAAACUUAUGGGAAAACUGGAUGAGACUGAGAUGAGAACAUUUGAAAUUGUGGCACUGUCAUGUGGAAGCGAUCAACCAUUAAAACAUUCCCUCUAAAACAA
This is a messenger RNA of Syngnathoides biaculeatus (alligator pipefish), 4024 nucleotides long. It is a transcript of the gene vkorc1l1, whose product is annotated as vitamin K epoxide reductase complex, subunit 1-like 1. Gene Ontology annotation, molecular function: vitamin-K-epoxide reductase (warfarin-sensitive) activity. The record is from RefSeq and is a predicted model, not a curated record. Gene Ontology annotation, biological process: vitamin K metabolic process; peptidyl-glutamic acid carboxylation. The transcript is spliced from 3 exons. Lineage: Eukaryota; Metazoa; Chordata; Actinopteri; Syngnathiformes; Syngnathidae. The coding region runs from base 238 to 765 and encodes 175 amino acids.